GGACAAAUAUUUGCAUUACAAAACAAUCUUCCGCAUAUAGGAAUGGCAGGGUAUGCACCCAAAAGAUUCUCAGGUAGAGCAGAUGAAGAUAUAGAUGAAUUCAUAAAAGAUUACAGACUCUAUCUUACGGCGGCCAACAUCACUACUGCUAAUGCAGGUGGUAAACAGAGAGCUUUAGAACUAUUUCGGUCAUGCAUGACAGAUGAGGCAUCACGCUGGGUCGAAGAUAAACUCAUAGGUAAAAAAUGGCGAUUAAAUCAUGUAAGAUGUGGAAAUGCUUUAGCAAAUAUGGCCGCCGUAGUGGUCUUGAAUAAUGCUAACAUAACGGCCACCAUGAUCAAUGCACCAGAUGGUACUCCAGUACCAGCAUUACCGGGUGGAGCUACUGACGCUACAGUUAUUCCAACACAUAAUGUUCAUACGGAUGAGGAUUGGUCUCUUGCUGGAGGGUGUCUUGUAGACGCUGGUACGGCAACUAAUGCACCGAAUGGAGCUUUAAAUAAUAAUAACCAUAUAGUUCUUCCUGAUAUCAAUAUUAAGCAACAGGAAUUGAUCUUUGGUACUUUGACUCAAGGAUCUGAUUCAGUUAGAAAUUACUAUAGAAAGAUAAAUAAAUAUGCUAACUGGGCUCGAAUAUCUGAUCGUGAAAAAAGAAUACAAUUUAUACGUGGUUUGUCUCCUGAAAACAAGUUGGAAAUGAAACGACUGGGUUUAAACAGACCUUUAAAUGAUGAAUUGAUUGAAACAUUAGAAGAGAUUGAAACGGAAAGGAAUAAUUUGCUUUUGGGUGAAGAUAUUUAUAACCAGCCGGCUACUAAGACAAAACCAAAAGCGUCUUCUCACCAGGGUAUUACUACAGAAGAUGUUGAUAGAAUUGUAAAUAGCAGGAUUCAGGCGUUACAACAAUCAGCGCCAAAUCUAUCACCGGUAUCUUCUUCUGGCCAGAAAAAUAUCACUAAGGCUGAUUUACAAGAAGCCAUAGCUAAAUCCUUUCAAGAGACUAUGUCUCGAGCAACUAAGACUCUAGGUAAUAGUAAAAAAUCAGCUAAUAAGAGAGCAGAAAACCUUAUGAUUAGACGUUUUUUAAGUGAUCUAAUGAGAGAGAAAGGUAAUGUAGCUCCUGGUGAUGAUUAUAAUUAUGACCCUGUGGAUGAUAUUACUGAUGAGGAAACUAUUCGUAAAGUCCUUCAUAGUGAGCUUAAACUAAUUUUUCCUCCACAUUUUUUCCAAGAUUCCAGUCUCAUUGUAUCUGAAACGAUAGUAUCUCAAAAUGACAGUUCAUCAUCUUCCAAUGAUUUAAUUUCAGAUGACAAAUAUGUUAUGCGAGAUGUCUAUGGUGGAGUUUUGAUAAAGACCCUGGCCGAAAUCUCAGGUAAGUCAGAACUUCGAAUGGAUUUGGGCUGGUCCUGGAGUGACCGCUUCGUCCUAGCCGAAGGCGCUAAAGCAAAGGGACCAUCUAAAGAUCCUGAAAUUGGAUGA
Messenger RNA from Funneliformis geosporum, 1479 nucleotides. Lineage: Eukaryota; Fungi; Glomeromycota; Glomeromycetes; Glomerales; Glomeraceae. The record is from the annotation of a GenBank genome assembly.